Messenger RNA from Prorocentrum cordatum, 1940 nucleotides. The record is from the annotation of a GenBank genome assembly. Lineage: Eukaryota; Dinophyceae; Prorocentrales; Prorocentraceae.
GAGGUCUCAGACGAGGGCGGGAGCUGCUGGAGAAGGCGGGCGGCCACAAGAUAUUGCUAGAGUUCCUGGGCGAGACGCUCAUGGGCGAGCCGAUGCCAGAGGCCGCGAAGUACCUGAAGGAGUAUCUGUUCACGCUGCGACGGAGGAACAAAGAGGGCAUGAAGGCGUGCGCUCAGAGAAGCAGGGUCGUCGCAGACAAGCUGGACCAGAGCUUCAGGCGGAUCGACGAGAAGGACACGACGACAGAGAUCAAGCUAGUGAAGAAGACGCGGCCCGAGGAGAAUACAGAGUCCGUGACGCUGGAGUCGAUUCGAGAACGUGAAGGCCCUGAAGGCGACGACGAGGGCGCAGAGGGCGCCAGCAGCUGGAAGGACGAGAGCGACGGUUGCUGGAAGGGUAGCUGGUGGUACGGCAGCAGCUGGUGGUCGAGUUCACCGACAGGGUCGGCUGGCUGGACCUGGCCACAGGCGACGACGUCGCUGAAGGCACGCAAGAAGGUGGCGCUGAAGGAGAAGGCUACGGAUGCGCUGUGCUCACUGAUGGCGCGUUUCGACCUGGGGGGCGAUGAUGCGGACAUCAGGGCGCUGAAGGAGGUGGCGACGGAGGCGCGCGAGACGCUGAUCCCGUCGGUGAUUGCGGGAUGGCUGCUGCUUCAAAGAGCAGGACUCAACGCUCAAGAGCGCGCAGGAGUUCUGUCGUCGGCCAAGAACUCGCUGAACCUGAAGAACAUCGAGGCGGCGCUGCGGGGCCAGUGGACUGACGUGGACUUGAAAGAGCACGACGCGCACAACAAGAAGCGAGAUAUCUUCCCGCGCAAACCUGGCCGUGGACGAGCAUUAAGAGUCUUUGGAGAAGAUGAAGAUGAUCGAGAGGAGGCUCCGGACGACUACGACCCGGACGACGACUACGAGGCCUACGCGGAGUUCGAUUGGGACGAGGACGAACUCGACCUCGAAGGUCUGGGCGAGGAUGAACGCGCGGAGGCGGAGGAGGCACUGGCGGUCAUCGCCGGAGCCAAGAAGGACGUCAAGAACUUGAAGAGGACGCUGGCACAAGCGCGGGCCGUGGUGACGGAUAUCAAGCAAAGCCGAGGGUUCUUCCAGAAGCGCAAGGGCAAGGGCAAGAAAGGUGGCAAGGGCCAAGGUGGGCCGUGCUUCAUCUGCAGUGGGCCGCACAGGAAGGUCGACUGCCCGAAGAACCCGGAGAACCGAAGCACGGAGCAGCCACGCGGACGAGCAUCUCAGGUUGGAGCGUUGGCGUUCAGCUUCGCGAACUGGGAGGCCGAGGUCAGCGACGACGAGCUCGAGGAGACCAACCUGGAGAUGCCCUACACGGAGUACGAGGUGGAGCACGCGCUGGCUGGGCUUGCAGACGAGACGGAGGGGUGCAUGGUGCUCGACAGCGGAGCAACAAAGACGUUCGGAUCGAUCGUGGCGCUCGAGAAGAUCAUCGAGAAGCAGCAGCAGGCAGGAAUCGACGCGAGCAACGUGAAGGUCGAUGUGACAGAUCGGCGAACGGCAAUCUGGGGAGCGUGCGUGUCGGGCUAUGCGCUGAGCGCCAAGGGGGACCGCUACGUACCGCUGCUGGGAUCAGUGGAUUUCCUGAAGCGUGCUGGAGCGAUCAUCGACUUCGAGACGGGGAUCGCCUGUUUCAACAACAUCACGAAGAACAAGGUGGCGGAGCUCAAGCGGAUCUCCACCGGACACCUGUGCAUCGACAUGACGAAGGAUCUCUACGACGCGAAGGUGAACAACACCGACAGGGGCGACUUUAAGCAGAAGCUCGAGGACUUACAGCAGGCUCUCGGCACUGCGAGGGUCGCGGCGGCCGAUCCAGACGCGAGCCCUUCCGGCGCGAACGACAGCUCGAUCAAGGACUGCGAGUACUUCGACCCGAUUUCGGAUAUUUUCGGCGAUCCGGACUACACCGACACGAUCUAG